This is a messenger RNA of Erythranthe guttata (spotted monkey flower), 2616 nucleotides long. Its product is annotated as putative protein phosphatase 2C 33. Gene Ontology annotation, biological process: protein dephosphorylation. Lineage: Eukaryota; Viridiplantae; Streptophyta; Magnoliopsida; Lamiales; Phrymaceae. Gene Ontology annotation, molecular function: protein serine/threonine phosphatase activity. The record is from RefSeq and is a predicted model, not a curated record.
CAAACACCCACAGAUUGACCAGUUCUUCUCUCUCUCUCUCUCUCUCCUCUUUCUCUCUCUAGAAGUCAUAUCGGCGGCUUAUUUGCUUUCUCUUAUUUUUCAAUUCAUUUCCUGUUUCAAAGAAGCUUCUUCCCUGCGUCUGCGUAUAUUCUAUUUCGGCAAAAUAAUUGUUUUUGUGUAUGUGGAGAAAGGAGCUGAAAUCCGCGCCAACUGAUUAUUGCGCAGAGUUUGAUUUCUGUUCUGUUUUUUUUUUUUUUUAAAUUUUUUUUUGGAGUGACGCGUUACAGAUUCUGUGAUUGAUUUUUUCCUUGAUAUAUCCGUUUAUUCUCUAUAUAGAAAUACUUUCGUUAGCAGGAAAAUUGUAAAAAAAGGGGGAGAUCUACCCUAAUUUAGCUUCUUGUAGAAGAUUGGGGGAUUUUUUUUUUGAGCUUUUAGCGUAGCAUUUACUUUUAUUAUUCCAUCGAAUAAAAAAGGGGUUAUUUAAGGUCUAUUUUAGUGUACGCUGCUGUGGUAUUAUUCUGUAUCUAUAUAGUGCCCUUUUGGAAAGAUAAGGGUGUAGUGUACAGCUCAUUUCAUUUAUAGGCCACAAAAGCCUAUUAUUUGCCUAUUUGCUGCACACACGUUUGUGAAUAAGAUGGUGAAUUUGCUCUGUGGAAGUGUUGAGUUGAGUUGAUUGCUUGUUUUUUUUAGAAGAGAGAGUGAAUUCGUUGGAUCUUGUCGAAACGGAUCCGAAUAGGGAAAACGGUGGGUGCGAAUCGCUGGCUGAUCUGGAGUGCAUACUGAAUAUAAUCAGGGCCCUAAGAAUGGGGUCCUGCUUUUCCGGUGAAAGCAGGAGCCCUGUGCCCAACUCUCCUAUAGGGUUUAAGAAGAGGAAGGGGUCGAAAAGGAAGCCCGCUUCUCGGAAUUCAUCCUUCAAUAAUAGGAUUGAUGAACAGUUGCACAGGAUUUCUGGACGGAUGUUCUUGAAUGGUUCGAGUGAUGUCGCUUCGCUCUUUACGCAGCAAGGCAAGAAAGGGACCAAUCAAGAUGCCAUGGUUGUUUGGGAGAACUUUGGUUCGAGGACAGACACGGUUUUCUGUGGCGUUUUCGAUGGCCAUGGUCCUUAUGGUCAUAUGGUUGCGAAAAGAGUUCGAGAUUCUCUUCCCCUGAUGCUGAUUGCAAACUGGGAAGUCAAUAAUAUUAAAAGUGGCGAGAUUCUUAGGGAGGUCAGUUUAAAUACAACAGAAAGUUUGUCGACAGAGGAAGCAUCUUCUUGCUUAUCUGCCAAUGAAGAAGUUAUGUCUUCCAUUGAUUCUGAAGAAGCUUUGAAACAGCAAGGCGUCUUUCAGGCUUUGAAAAAAUCAUUUCUGAACGCGUUUAAGGUCAUGGACAGGGAAUUGAGAAUGUACACAAAUAUAGACUGCUUCUACAGUGGAACAACAGCAGUGACCUUUGUGAAACAGGGUCAGCAUCUUGUAAUUGGAAAUGUUGGAGACUCAAGAGCUGUAUUGGCUACAAGAGAUGAAAAUAAUAAGCUUACUGCAGUACAGUUGACUGUUGACCUCAAACCUAACCUUCCAGCGGAAGAAGAGAGGAUCCGCAAAUGCAAAGGACGUGUUUUUGCCCUUCAAGACGAACCAGAGGUGGCAAGAGUGUGGCUACCAAACAACAACUCUCCAGGCCUUGCAAUGGCACGUGCCUUCGGUGAUUUCUGUCUUAAAGAUUUCGGUCUUAUCUCAGUCCCAGAAAUUUCUUACCGACACAUCACUAAUAAAGACGAGUUCGUAGUCUUAGCUACAGACGGGAUUUGGGAUGUCCUUUCGAACAAGGAGGUGGUGAAAAUUGUCAGUUCUUGCCCCUCACGCUCGCAAGCAGCUCGAGCUGUAGUAGAGACAGCUGUGAGGGCAUGGAGGUCAAAGUACCCCACUUCGAAAGUCGACGACUGUGCUGUGGUUUGCCUCUUUCUAGACUCGAACGAGUCCACUACUGCAUCAUCUACAAAUUCUACAAUCACAUCAAAAACGAAUACGAUGCCUUCACCGGAAAAGGAUAUUCCCGUUCCAAAUGGAUUGAUUCGUUCUGGCACAGUUAGAGAAGAAGAAGAAGAAUAAUCUGCUCUUGAAGAAGUCUCCUGUAUAAACAACAACACACACACACGCACAUUCACACGGUGUAAAGAAGAUACAGAAACUGAAGGAGAAAAUGAAGGCUAUAAUAGGUAACGUUGCCAGAUAUAUCGGCUUUCGACUUAUGUUUUCUUGUCCAGUUUCUGUUUUCGAUAUUAUAUUGCAUUUUUUUCCCGUCAUUUACUUUAAAAAAAACGAAAAAGGACACAAAAUAAAUAAUCGAUACAGGGUUGUUUACGUUUAGGAGAGAUGGACCGGACUAAUAUUAGAGUGUUCCGGGUUAAUCCUAUCUCUCUCUGUCGUUAUGUCGAUAGAAUUGGAAUUUUGCCGUUUUUUGUGUUUUUUUUUUCUUCUUUUUUUGGUUCUUGAAUUAUGUGUGAUCUGUAUCAACUCUUGUGGGAUCUUUUUUCAUUGCAAGUUGUAGUAGAUUCAUUUCCAAAACACUCCUUUUCAUUAUGAGUUUUUGUGGUGCAGAUUUGGUUAUUGCCAACUUUAUAUUGGUCUUUGUUAU